AUGGCGCUCCACGUCUACCUCCGACUCCUCCGCAUCCUCGUCUCUCUCUCCUUCCUCGCAACGCUAGCCUCACUCGUCGGCGCGCAGCCUCAGCAGCGCGGCAUAGUGGAUCUGAAGACCAUUCCCGAGAACUCCGUGUCGUCAUGGUCGCUGCAGGGCCCGCCAGCGCUGCGCAAGGAGAGCACUCCGGGGCAGUUCAAGCUGGUGGGACCUGUCGUUAUCAACGUGCUUAAGGUCAUCCGCCCGCAGUUCACGCCCAUCCAGGCUGAGUGGUUGUCCUCCAACCUGACUUCGGAUCCUGCCACGUGGACAGCUUCCAUAGGUCCACCUUCAGGCGCCAACGAGUUCGCAAACCUGACCUUCCAGAAUCCCGUCGUACAGAUUUGGGGUGGGCGGUUUGACAUUGACAACACCACGAGCGACUAUUCCUUCAAGCCCAACAACACGAGGCUGGUCUUCUCCCGCGUGUCAGGCACGCUGCUGCGUUCCAACGUGGACAAGCAGAAUGUGGUGAUCACGCUCCCUGCAGGAAACAUCCCAACAUUGAAUGGAAAAUUCAUCCGAAGGGGCCCUGUCUUUGAGCUCAUUUCUGGUGGCGAGCUUGACAUUCCACUCCGUGCACUGGUUGUUGCUCUCGGUGUGGAACCCGGUCCUCCUCCUCCUGGCCCCAAUUUCCCUGAUGAGGUAAUCAUGCGAUUCAACCUCAGCCUGCAAGCCAUUGGCCGGCAGCCUCCCCGAACCAUUGGAGAGCGUCCCGCACCUGCUGGUCCGGGGAGGGAGCCUCCCCCUCUGGCUGGUAAACCGCCACGUGUCAUGCGCGGAUUGGUGGACCUCAACGCGAUUCCUGACAACUCCGUGUCGUCGUGGUCGCUGGAGGGGCCGCCUGGGUUGAGGAAGGAGAGCACUCCGGGGCAAUUCAAGCUGGUGGGGCCUGUCGUUAUCAACGUGCUGAGGGUCAUCCGGCCGCAGUUUACUCCCAUCUUUGCGGAAUGGCUCUCUUCCAACUUCUCAUCAGACCCUGCCACGUGGACAGCCUUCAUCGCGCCACCCGCAGGGCCCACCGAGUUUGCAAAUCUCACCUUUGAGAAUCCCCUGGUGCAGAUCUGGGGCGGGCGCUUCCCCAUCGACAACACCACAAGCGACUACUCGUUCCAGCCCAACAACACCAAGCUGCUCUUCUCCCGCGUCUAUGGCUCGCUCUUCCGCUCCAACGUGGACCAGCAGAACGUCGAACUCACCAUUCCCAAGGCCGACGCGCCCACUCUCGUUGGGAAAUUCAUUCGCCGCGGGAAGAUAUUUGAGCUGCUCUCAGGAGGAUCCUUCGACGUGCCUCUCCGUGCAGUGAUCGAGGCUCUUGGGGGCACCACACUCCCAGGCCCCACCCCUCCCGGAGCACCAGCAGUAAUGCGGGUGAAUCUGAACCUGCAGGGGAUUGGCCAGCAGCCUCCAAGCGCCCUCCGCCCCUACCCUGCCCCGUCUGCUCCUGGCAUGGAACCUCCUCCUCUGGCUGGUGUGCCCUCUGGUGCUCCUGCCCCUCCUCGCUGCGCACCUAAGCCUGCUGCUGCGCCUACUCCUGCACCUGCUCCUACUCCUGCCUCAACCCCUGCGCCCACCCCUGCUCCCACUCCUGCUCCCACUCCUGCGCCCACUCCUGCUCCCACUCCUGCUCCCACUCCUGCUCCUACUCCUGCUCCCACUCCUGCGCCCACCCCUGCUCCCACUCCUGCUUCCACUCCUGCUCCUACCCCUGCGCCUGCCCCUGCACCUACACCUGCUGCUGGAGGGAAGGCCCCUCCCCCUCCUCCAGGGGCUGCUGCUGGUGGAGGUAUCGGCGGUGCUCCCGGGGCUGCUCCCGGGGCUGCUCCCGGUGCUGCUCCCGGCCAAGCUCCCGGUGCUGCCCCCGGCCAAGCUCCCAGUGCUGCCCCCGGCCAAGCUCCCGGUGCUGCCCCCGGCCAAGCUCCCGGCCAAGCCCCCGGCCAAGCUCCCGGUGCUGCUCCCGGCCAAGCUCCCGGCCAAGCUCCCGGUGCUGCUCCCGGCCAAGCUCCCGGUGCUGGCCCCGGCCAAGCUCCUGGUGCUGCUCCCGGCCAAGCUCCCGGUGCUGCUCCCGGGGCUGCUCCCGGUGCUGCUCCCGGUGCUGCUCCCGGGGCUGCUCCCGGUGCUGCUCCCGGUGCUGCUCCUGGUGCUGCUCCCGGGGCUGCACCCGGUGCUGCUCCCGGGGCUGCACCCGGUGCUGCUCCCGGGGCUGCUCCUGGUGCUGCUCCCGGGGCUGCUCCCGGUACUGCUCCCGGGGCUGCUCCCGGUACUGCUCCAGGCCGUGCUCCUGGGGCCGCUCCCGGAGCUGCACCUGGCCGUGCCCCCGGUGCUGCCCCCGGUGCUGCUCCUGGUCGUGCUCCCGGUGCUGCUCCCCAAGCCUAG
Molecule: messenger RNA, 2415 nt
Organism: Closterium sp. Naga37s-1
Lineage: Eukaryota; Viridiplantae; Streptophyta; Zygnematophyceae; Desmidiales; Closteriaceae
Source: the annotation of a GenBank genome assembly